UCCAAAGCCAAAAUCGUUAUCUCUGGAGGAGAAACCCAUAUUCUCAAUAUGCAUUCUAUCGUCAUUUUCUUGGGAACUCUUGCAGCUACUGCAGCCGCAAUUCCUAUUGCCGUCUCCCCUAAUCUCUCCCACCUUCCUGCCCAAGCGCUCAAAGAUGGCAUGCCCAGUGAAGGUCUCAAUGUCAAAGCAAACAACGAAGAUGAACGUCGUAUCCAAGCUCGGAAUAAGACCUUAGUUAAUAUCCCUGACUUGGAUAAUCAAGAUUACGGAGCGUCCGCUCCCCUUGAUACUACACACGCCAACUAUAACAAGGAGAGCACCUACAACAAUCCUAACAACGGCUUUCUGAUUGUCCCAAGAGCAAAUUCAAAGUCAGGAGGCACGAAGGGAGGAACUUCAAAGUCGGGAGGAACUCCAAAGUCGGGAGGAACUCCAAAGUCGGGAGGAACUCCAAAGUCGGGAGGAACUCCAAAGUCAUCAGGAGGCACGAAGUCAGGAACUACGCAAGGAACCACGAAACCACCAAAAACCAACUCGGGAACUACACCAGGAACGAAGCCACCAAAAGGAAACUCGAAUACUACACCAGGAACCGUGAAGACAGCAAGCACAAACUCGGGAACUACGAAGCAACAGAAAACGAACUCAGGAACAAUGAAAUCAGGAACAAUGAACUCGGGAACAAUGAACUCGGGAACAAUGAACUCGGGAACAAUGAACUCGGGAACAAAGAAAUCGGGAACUACAUCAGGAACAACUAAAAAUACGAAUCCUAUGUCGCCAGCAAACAUGGCGAACCCAAAAAGAGGUACGGAUCAAGAGGUAGCAGCCGCCGACAAAAAGUUCAAUAAGGAAACUCUACGACCUAAGGACAAGGCCUAUAUAGACAACCUGGACAAAAUCAACAAAAACACCUGUGGUCCGGACUGCAAGAAGUCUGUGGACUCUUACAGAUCUGACUUGCACAAGCAAGAAGAGAAACAGAAGCUGAACCCAAAUACUAAACCGGGUAGUAGGGCAGACAGAAAUGAGAGCAACUCGCCAGAAGACACCUAUCAGCACAGACUGAAUCACGAGCGGCUGGUUAGGGGUGAUACUGGUACAGGGGCUGCGAAUCAACUUGCGUCGUGGCACUCGGUCGAAUCCAAUAAAAAGAAGGAGGCGGAGGCUGCCGCCGCCAAGAAGGUGGAGGAUAAGAAGAAGGAGGAUGAGAAGAAGAAGAAUGGUAAAUGAGGAAUUGGUUGGACCAGCGACUCGUGGAUGGUUACAUGUAGUUGGAAAUUUCAACCUCGUGAUCUUGUCGAAACACUAAACACUAGCUUUUAUUGAGUCGAUUCGUGAAC
Messenger RNA from Colletotrichum destructivum, 1343 nucleotides. RefSeq lists its product as uncharacterized. The coding region runs from base 49 to 1233 and encodes 394 amino acids. NCBI's taxonomy places the organism in Eukaryota, Fungi, Ascomycota, Sordariomycetes, Glomerellales, Glomerellaceae. The record is from RefSeq and is a predicted model, not a curated record. The transcript is spliced from 2 exons.